AUGAGCCCCGAGACCAGCAAUGAAAGACCAAUCAACCAAUCAGGCAUGGCCUGCUCAUUUCCCGCAUGGGGUCCAGCGUUUGCCGGUGUUCGUGGCGCGUUAUCCGCUCUUCGGACGCGCUCGGCGGUGGAGGGUCAUAUUGGUCGAUUCCCGCAUUCCUCACGCCGAGACGCAGGAGCCGCACGACGAUGUCGUCGACGUCGACGUCGUCCUCGUCCUCGUCCUCGGGAGCGCUGUCGUAGAUGGCAUUGUCUGUUCCCGGCUGGCCCCAACGUGGGCAUGGCAUCCCGAGAUUCCAGUGGCCGCUGUCAGCUCCAGCUUCCAGGCCGCAUCUGCGGACGCGUAGCGGGGAAUGCAAGUCGGCACUGGGCGGAGGGAUCGAAGUGUCCGCGGUACAAUCAGCCCGGAGCAAAGAAUGCCGUGUAUUAUUGGAUUGAGCCCGACGAGAGAGCAGUAGAGCAGGAGGCUAGGGAGGUGGUGAAUGCGAUUGCUCUACCAGGCAAUAUCUCGGCGAGGGGACUUCUUGUGGGGGAUGUUUUUGCGGGGAGGUUGGUGGUGGAGGAUGCGUAUGAACAGAAGUUCUUUGUCGAGCUGAGGCGGUUUCAAGAGGCGGUUCGCGAGCACCUUGAGGGCGAAGGUCGAGUGCCGCAGUGGGUAGAAGACCACUCCCUCAUCGACAUCGAAGCGGUUUUCGAGCUCAGCCUCCUCAGAAAGGCGCGCUUCUCGAGCCUGAAGCCAACGAGCGCACGAGCCGCGAAGCAGAGCGAUCUUCUCGGACGGGUUCAAUCGAGAAUUUCGAGGUUCUUCGCCACUCGCAACGACCUCCUUCGAGAUAUCCUGCAGAGCCUCCUUCCGGCGGGAUUCUAUCGGCUCCCACGCGCUGACGAGGCGAUUCUGCAGCACGAGCUCGAUGGGCCUCAGGAUGUCGAGGAAGAGGGUGAGCUGGAAGAAGAGCGAGACGGGAAAGACGGUGAGGAAGGGGACCUCGUCCCACUUACGUUCCCACCCAUCUUCAUCUCAGCCGCCACCCCAAACAUGCUCUACGACUACACCAUCACAAUUCCCCUCACGCAACUCUUCCAGACGUACAAAGCCCACUCCGACAAGACCCAAGAUCAAGAACUCCUCCUUCCAGGACGCAGAAUCGAGGGUACCGUCAAGAUUUCCUUCUCGGGGGACGUCGACGAGCCCUGGAUUGAGCGAGCGUGUAUCGAGGAGAUGGAGUCGGCCGUGCAGGAAAACGGAAACCGGACGAGAGAGUUUUGGGAGGGGUUGAAUGAGCAGACGGGGCUUUUGGCGGAGUUGGUUCAGGUGAUGAUUUCUUGA
Zasmidium cellare ATCC 36951 is the source of this 1326-nucleotide messenger RNA. RefSeq lists its product as uncharacterized. The record is from RefSeq and is a predicted model, not a curated record. The coding region runs from base 1 to 1326 and encodes 441 amino acids. The transcript has 2 exons. NCBI's taxonomy places the organism in Eukaryota, Fungi, Ascomycota, Dothideomycetes, Mycosphaerellales, Mycosphaerellaceae.